AUGGUUGCGACGUUGCCUGCCCGUAUCGCCGUGUUCACGGGCUUGGUUGCAGUUGCUCUGACGCGUUUGCGAGAGCGGGAGGCGAGGGAAGAAGAAGCGAGGGAGGAGGGGGAGGGGGAAGAGGGAGAGGAGGGAGAGGAGGGAGAGGAGGGAGAACAGGGUGGGGGCGUGGCGCUGGGGCUGGUGGAGGGUGCUGAGCAGGCAGAGGAGGAGACGAGGGCUCACAGGGAUGAGGAGGAAGAGCAAGGCGAGAAGGAGGGCGAGGAGGAGGGUGGAAGUGGAGGAGAGAGGGUUGAAGAGAGCAACAAGGCGGGUGCAAGUGCAAGUGAUGCGACGGGGGUGGGCGGCAGUGCUGACGUGCCGUUGGAUGGUGAUGAUGAGGCGGAGGCUAGAAGAAGAAUCACGGCAUCCGCCAGGGGGAGUGGCAGGAGGGUGAAGCGGAAGCAGCAGAGGCAAGGGAAUGAGGGAGCCGGCGGUGAUACUGCUGAGCACAAGCGAUCAAAGCGGAGGAGGAUUAAAAAAGAUUGA
Molecule: messenger RNA, 528 nt
Organism: Closterium sp. Yama58-4
Lineage: Eukaryota; Viridiplantae; Streptophyta; Zygnematophyceae; Desmidiales; Closteriaceae
Source: the annotation of a GenBank genome assembly